Messenger RNA from Brachypodium distachyon (stiff brome), 1476 nucleotides. RefSeq names its product pentatricopeptide repeat-containing protein At3g22690. Gene Ontology annotation, molecular function: RNA binding; protein binding. The record is from RefSeq and is a predicted model, not a curated record. Bases 1 to 1476 code for a protein of 491 amino acids. The transcript has a single exon. Gene Ontology annotation, biological process: RNA modification. NCBI's taxonomy places the organism in Eukaryota, Viridiplantae, Streptophyta, Magnoliopsida, Poales, Poaceae.
AUGAGCCUUCUCUUGGAUUGCACGCUCCUGUCCCCAGCCACCUCCUCUCCUUUCCCGCCAAAGCCCCGGCCUUCCAAACGCGCCCCCGAUCCUGCUGCCAUCCGAUGCCGCGCCGCGCCCUCGGGACCGGGAGACGCUGCUCUCCGCGCCUUCCGCGCUUACCACGUCGCGGGGCGCGCCCUCGACGCCAACCCCGCCCUGAUGCCCGCCCUCGCGGCCUGCGGGCGGCUGCUGACGGCCGCGGCAGAGGCUGAGCAGAUCCACACCCUCCUCGUCAAGUCCGGCCUCCCUCGGUCCGUCUCAGGCGUCUACGCCUCCACCUCCCUUGCGCGCGUCUAUGCGCGGCACGGCCGCCUUGCUGACGCGCGGAAGGUGUUUGACGGAAUGCCGGAGACGACGGUGGUUUCUUGGAACGUGCUUCUUGAUGGGUUUGUCAGGGCUGGGGACUUGGAUGCCGCCUGGGAAUUGUUUGUUGAAAUGACGGAGCGGAAUGUGGUUUCUUGGAAUACUGUUAUGGUUGGUUUUGCAAGGCUCGGGCGGGCGCAAGAGGCGGUGGAGUUGUUUGUUGAGAUGACGACGGUUUAUGGCUUGGUACCUGAUGAAGCGACGAUGGUUGGUUUCGUAUCGGCUGUUCGCAAUAUAGGUCUUCUUGGACUCGGGAGGAGCGCACAUGGUUAUGUAAUCCGGCGGGAGUUCUCACUGGACGGUGCUCUUGGUGUUGGUCUGAUCAAUAUGUACACAAGGUGUGGGAGCAUGACUGCAGCAUACCUGUGCUUCUCAAGCGUCACCAGCAAGAAUGUGGAGCACUGGACCUCUGCGAUCGGGGGUUUCGCAGCACAUGGUCACCCAGAUAUGGCACUGAGAUUGUUUGCCGAGAUGAGGGAAUUAGGCAUUGAGCCCAAUGAUGUCACCUUCGUGGCUGUCCUGAAUGCCUGCAGCCAUGGCGGUCUUGUUGACGAAGGUUUCAAGUACUUCAACAUGAUGAGGAAAAUGGGCAUUAGGCCAUCUAUCCAGCACUAUGGUUGUCUGGUGGAUCUUCUUGGACGUGCUGGGUUCUUGGAAGAAGCCUUCAAUCUCGCCAGCAGUCUACCAAAAGAUCCUGGUUUUGUGACAUGGAGCUCACUACUAGCUGCCUGCCAGACCCAUGGCAACGUUGACAUGGCAGAGGUUGCUGCUCAGAAGUUGGCAGACGCAGAGCCAAACCAUGGCAGCUCAUAUGUCUUGUUAUCAAACGCCUAUGCACGCGCUGGUCAAUGGGAGGACUUGAAGAGGACGAGAAGUAGGAUGGAGGCUCAUAGGGCGGUGAAGAAACCUGGGCUCAGCUGGAUCGAGGUUGAUGGGAGUGUACAUUCCUUUGGUACUGCAGACAAGUCACACACAGAAAACAAAGGUAUCUAUCAGAUGUUGGAAAACUUGAAACUUAAUUUGACAUCAGCUGGGUAUGAACCUGAAACAUUUUCUCUUCCUGAAGUUUGA